Messenger RNA from Pungitius pungitius (ninespine stickleback), 2593 nucleotides. RefSeq names its product insulin-like growth factor binding protein, acid labile subunit (gene igfals). Gene Ontology annotation, molecular function: protein binding. The transcript is spliced from 2 exons. The record is from RefSeq and is a predicted model, not a curated record. NCBI's taxonomy places the organism in Eukaryota, Metazoa, Chordata, Actinopteri, Perciformes, Gasterosteidae. Bases 105 to 1838 code for a protein of 577 amino acids.
GCAAACCUUCCUUUCAGCAUUUCAAACAAAUUGCACAAGGUUCAGUCAUUCAGUGUUUCACCACCUGUCCGCCUCACAUCGCGACCCCUCGUAUCGGAGCCGCUAUGCAAACCAUUGUGCUGUUGGUGCUGUGGGUGCUGGGAACGUCACUGGUGUUGCCAGACCCCGACACAGCCGGAGAGAGCGUGGCCGAAGAGCCCACCCCGUGUUCCAAAGGAUGCACCUGUAUGCACGACGACUACAGCCUGGAGCUCAACAUGUACUGCAGCGGGCGUAACUUAACACACGUGCCCUCGGACAUCCCCCUGUCCACUCAUUGCCUCUGGCUGGAUGGCAAUCGGUUCACCUCCCUCCUGGCGGCGUCUUUCAAGGACCUUUCUAACCUGGACUUCUUAAACCUGCAGAGUGGCGAGCUGGUGACACUCGACCCUCAGGCUUUUAAGGGACUCCGGUCGCUUGCACACAUUCACCUCGAGCGGAAUCGCAUCCGGGCGUUGCCAGGUACGAUCUUCCAGAACGUUCCUAACAUCGCUUCAAUUAGUCUGCAUAACAACCAACUCACUCGUCUUGAAGAAAGACUGUUUGCAGGGCUCUCACGCAUGUGGCUUCUCAACCUGGGGUGGAACUCCUUAGUGGUUUUACCCGAGACGGUUUUCCACGACCUGCAAGGUCUACGCGAGCUUGUUCUCGCGGGGAACAGACUUGCUUAUCUGCAGCCACAGCUUUUCCAAAAUCUCGCUGAGCUUAAAGAGUUAGAUUUGACCGGAAAUUACCUCAAAGUCAUCAAAGCUAAUGUGUUUGUCAAACUAACUAAGCUGCAUAAGCUUUACCUGGCCCAGAAUCACAUUGUUACAGUGGCACCCAGAGCCUUUGUAGGCAUGAAGUCACUCAGAUGGCUGGAUCUCACAAACAACAGACUGACUUCUCUCCACGACGACACUUUCUUGGGCCUCCAUAGUCUUCACGUCCUGCGUCUUUCCAACAACUCGAUUGCCGGAAUUAGGCCCAGGACUUUCCGUGACCUGCAGUAUUUAGAAGAGCUACGACUCAGCCACAACAGGAUCCGGACCUUGGGGGAAAGGAUCUUCGAGGGUCUCGGUCAUCUGGAGGUUCUAGAGCUGGGGCACAACCAGGUGCAGGAGGCACAGGUGGGUAGUUUCACCGGGCUCCCUCAUGUGGCCGUCAUCAACCUGACCGGAAGCUGCUUCCACAGUCUGCCAGACCAAAUGUUUAACGGCCUGUCGAAGCUCCACAGCCUUCAUCUGGACAAAGGUUGCCUGACGAGAGUCACGACUCAAGCUUUCACCGGGCUCUCUGGUUUGCGGAGGCUUUUCUUGCAGCAAAACAACAUCUCUGUGGUAGAAGAACAUAGCUUCGGAGACCUGGUGGGCCUAUUGGCACUGGACUUGAGCUUCAACAAGUUGGAAGUUCUAACAACCCAUACAUUCUCCGGCCUUAAGAAUUUGGAGUACUUGCUGUUGUCCAACAAUGUAUGUCGACAAUAUUUGCAGAAUGGCACAAAGCAGCUACUCCCGAGACUGCGCUAUCUGGACCUGAGAGCCAACGCCCUGACCAGCAUGGUCCCCGAUUUUCCGGAGAACAUGGAAAAACUUUUGCUGUCUUGGAACCGGUGGAGAUGUGACUGCGACGCCCUCCCACUCCGAAACUACAGCCUGAGGAAUCCUUCGGUGAUACCGCGGCAAGUGGAGACUCACGCAGAGGGUGAAGAGCCCGACACGACCAUCACCAUAUUCAACAAUAUCACAUGCGUCAGCCCGCCGCGUCUCGUUGGUCAGGACUUGCGAGAUAUUGACAGUGAAUUCUUCCAAUGCCCCUAAACCAACAGGCGAAGAUGUGUUUAGGGAUUUGGUUGGUGUAAUCAAUCAUAUUUUUAACAAUUGAUACCCUCCCACUUUAAAAAAGUAUUAAGAAUGCACGAUUCAGGUUCUUGUUUCGCAUUUACCAUUUAAAUGUAAAUGUUGUCAUCUGUACCCUUUAGAUAAAAUGGUUCCAGUAUAUAUAUAUAUAUAUAUAUGAGAUGCUGUGAAUUUCUUUUGAAUAAAAAGAAAAACAGACAUAUUUAGCUUCAACUAAAGCCGGCAAAUUGUUGAUCUCUGCAGAGAAGGAACAAUCUAAAGGAGUUUCUCUAAAUCCAACUCAAAUGCAGUAGGCAAUUUAGUUUGUAUUGAUAUCUAAGAGCAAUAUCAGCUAAACAAACCUCUACCACCGUGGGAUCAGAUUGUGGAAACUUGUUGAGGUAAACAACAUUAAAGAUAUUUUUACCUUUCUUUGUGUCCUUGAACACUUGGCACUUGGCAAAAGAGAAUUGGGGAUAGCAGGUCCAAACCAAACUUUUUAGUUCAGCCCAUUAAGCUUCAGUAAAAUAAUCCCUGUUUAGUCCAAAAUUCCUUUCAUUGGGCUCGUUAAACAAACUUCGGCAAAAAUUACCGGAAGGAAGAAAAGGGGGUACAACUAUGAAGCUAAAAAGUCUUCAAGAUGAUGUUAUUGGUGUAGCGAUAUUACUUGUUUGACACUAAAAACAAAACAUAGUUGGGAAAUUCUUUUCAACGUGCAAUAAAUGUUUUACAGCUUG